Messenger RNA from Paracoccidioides brasiliensis Pb18, 1326 nucleotides. RefSeq lists its product as uncharacterized. Bases 1 to 1326 code for a protein of 441 amino acids. Gene Ontology annotation, biological process: transmembrane transport. The record is from RefSeq and is a predicted model, not a curated record. Gene Ontology annotation, molecular function: transmembrane transporter activity. The transcript has 2 exons. Gene Ontology annotation, cellular component: fungal-type vacuole membrane.
AUGGGAGAACCCGCAGAUGAAAAGGUUCAGCCGGUCUCUGAGUCGACAUGCUCUUCCUCAUCGGGCGGUUCUGAGAUGAAAGAGCCACAAAUUGAGAAUCAGAUAUUAUCGUACGAUAAUGAAGAGCUCUGCUAUGAUCAUGGCUGGAAGGCAUGGUCACAAGUUCUGGCGUCUUUCUUCCUCUUCUUCAAUACCUGGGGACUUGUGAUUGCAUAUGGCAGUUUUCAAACGUACUAUGAACAACAACUUCUUGUGGGCGAUUCCCCAUCGACAAUAUCAUGGAUCGGCUCCAUCCAGGCGUUUCUCUUGUUAUUCGUAGGUGCCGUAACGGGUCCUCUUUUCGAUGCUGGCUACACCCGAAUGCUGGUGAUAGGUGGCUGGUUUCUCUACUCACUCGGGCUCAUGACGACCAGUAUAUCCACUGAGCUGUGGCAGAUCAUGCUUUCGCAGGCCUUUUGCAUCGGCCUAGGAUGCGGAAUGGUCUUUGUUCCUUGUGUGGCGGUUCUUCCGCAGUAUUUUAAACGUCGACGAGCCCUGGCAAACGGAAUCGCAGCUUCGGGAACUGGCAUUGGCGGGAUGGUUUACACCGUAAUGUUCCGCCAGGUUCAAUUGAAACUCGGCUUUGCGUGGGCUACUCGGGUGUUAGGCUUUACCGCAUCCACCACGGGGCUGAUAUCACUGUCUCUGCUCCGUAUACGAUUCAAGCCACAGGAGAAGCGUGCUCUCGUGCAGCUUUCGGCAUUCAAGGAGCCGGUUUUCUGUCUCUUCUGCAUGGCCCAGUUCGUCGGUUUCGUUGGCCUCUAUAACGUGCUUGUCUACAUACAACCCUUCGCGAUUGAUAAUGGCAUAAUGAGCGAACAGUUGGCGUUUUACCUCGUUGCCAUUCUCAACGCAAGUUCAACAGUCGGGCGUAUCCUCCCUAACUACGUCGCCGAUUUCAUCGGCCCUCUGAAUAUCAUGAUUCCCAUGACCCUCGCCACUGGCAUCCUUGCUUUUGCGUGGGUUGGAAUACACAACGCGGCUGGCUUAAUUGCUCUAGUUGUAUUGUACGGAUUUACCGCGGCGGGGUUCGUCGCUGUGGCACCUAUUGCGGUUAUGAACAUAACAACUGAUAUGCGAGAUUUUGGCACGCGCUUGGGGAUGUCGUUUGUCUUUUGCGCUUCGGGCUCACUAAUGGGGACUCCGAUUGGUGGUGCUAUCGUGCAUCUCACGGGGAGCUAUGUGGGCGUAUCAGUGCUGGUGGGCAUCUGCUUUUUUGUCUCCACUGCGAUACUGAUGGCUGCUCGCAUCUUGCUUACUGGACCAAAACUUUUAGUCCAUGCCUGA